UUACCAACGCUACGCAACACUGCGGUCGCACGCGUAUUUUUCUUGUAAUUUGCGUGGAAAUUAAGUUGUGAAAAUUGUCAAAAAACAAGCGCAAACAUGGCGAACUUUGACCUAACACGCAUCAACUGUCAAUAUCUGGACCGGCAUCUCACUUUUCCGCUGCUGGAAUUCUUGUGCGGCAAGGAGAUCUACAACCAGCAGGAAUUGCUGGAGUACAUACUGGAGACGGUGAACAAGACGAACAUGAUUGAUUACACGAUGGACACGCGCAAGCGUCUGAAUCUGAGCCAGGAGAUGCCCGAUGAGCUGGUGCAGCGCAAGGCCGAGGUGCUGGCCACGCUCAAGCAGCUGCAGAACGAGGUGGCGCCCAUCAUGAAGGCCACCGACAUUCUAAAGAACGGCGAGAGCAUGAAGGACUCCAAGACAUUUGUAAAUGCCCUGCAAAAGGAUUACAACUUCAAGGUGGAGCAUCUGGAGAGCGCCUACAAGCUGGCCAAGUAUCUGUACGAGUGCGGCAACUACCAGGAGUCCACAUCGUAUCUGUACUUCUGUCUGAUUGUCAUGUCGCCCAAUGAUAAGAAUUAUUUGAACGUGUUGUGGGGCAAGCUGGCCGCUGAGAUUUUGACCCUCAACUGGAACACUGCACUGGAGGAUCUGACGCGUCUGCGCGACUACAUUGACAGUGCCAACUUCUCGACCAUUCAGGCCCUGCAGCAGCGCACCUGGCUGAUCCACUGGUCCGUGCUGGUCUUCUUCAACCACCCCAAGGGACGCGAUCUGAUCAUCGAGAUGUUCCUGUACAAGCCGCUGUAUCUGAAUGCCAUUCAGACCAUGUGCCCGCACAUUAUGCGCUAUCUGGCCACCGCCGUUGUGAUCAAUCGCACGCGUCGCAAUGCGCUCAAGGAUCUGAUUAAGGUCAUCCAGCAGGAGUCGUACACAUAUCGGGAUCCCAUUACCGAAUUCCUCGAGUGUUUGUACGUGAACUUUGACUUUGAGGGCGCUCGCUUGAAGCUGCACGAAUGCCAGACGGUCAUACUCAACGAUUUCUUCAUUGUGGCCUGCCUGAAUGAGUUCGUGGAGGAUGCCCGCUUGAUGAUCUUCGAGACAUUCUGCCGCAUUCAUCAGUGCAUCACGAUCAGCAUGCUGGCGGACAAACUGAACAUGAAGCCCAACGAGGCCGAGUGCUGGAUUGUCAACCUCAUACGCAAUGCACGUCUCAACGCCAAGAUUGACUCGAAGCUGGGGCAUGUGGUGAUGGGCACACAGCCGCUGAGUCCCUACCAGCAGCUGGUGGAGAAGAUUGACUCGCUGUCCAUGCGCUCGGAGCAUUUGGCCGGUCUGAUUGAGCGCAAGAGCAAACAAAACAAUAAGGAAUCGAUCGACUCAUGGAAGUACUACUAGAACCACAGAUCUAACACAGCCAAGAAACACUUUUGUAACCACACAUAAAACACAAUGAUCCAGCGAAUAAAUCAACAGCCCCUUUUCCAUUCGCAA
This is a messenger RNA of Drosophila subobscura, 1497 nucleotides long. RefSeq names its product eukaryotic translation initiation factor 3 subunit E (gene eIF3e). The record is from RefSeq and is a predicted model, not a curated record. The coding region runs from base 97 to 1401 and encodes 434 amino acids. The transcript has 3 exons. Lineage: Eukaryota; Metazoa; Arthropoda; Insecta; Diptera; Drosophilidae. Gene Ontology annotation, cellular component: cytoplasm; nucleus; eukaryotic translation initiation factor 3 complex. Gene Ontology annotation, biological process: translational initiation. Gene Ontology annotation, molecular function: translation initiation factor activity.